Messenger RNA from Paramecium primaurelia, 597 nucleotides. The record is from the annotation of a GenBank genome assembly. Lineage: Eukaryota; Ciliophora; Oligohymenophorea; Peniculida; Parameciidae.
AUGCCAUAAAAAUUUUUCAAAAAAAGAUUAAAAUUUUUUUUUUAAAUGGAGAAAACCUUUUUGGCAGUGGGUUUAAUGAUGUUGUUGGGAGCCAGCUUCUUCUUGGAUAAUACCUUAGAAGUAUCUGAUGAAACCAAUAAAGCAACUCUUUUUGAUAAUUGGAAAACAAUGUAUAAUAUUUAAUAUCCAAACAAAAUUGAUGAGAGAUAUAGAUUAUAGGUUUUCAUUGAAAACCUUAACUACAUCAAUGCUUUCAAUCAAAGUCCAGAGAAAAAAACAUAUACUUUGGGAUUGAAUCAAUUUGCUGAUUUGAGUAAAGAAGAAUUUGAAGAGAUUUAUUUGAAACUCAGAGUUCCAAAUUCAGACAAUAUAAAUCCUAAAGACAAAAAUUUCAAAUACACAGAAGGAGCAAUCGAUUGGACUGAUGGGUCGAAAAUUAUAUACCCUGAUGUUAAACACUAAGGAAAAUGUGGUUCAUGCUGGGCGUUCGNUUAAAUGGAAAUACAGUGUUUAGGUUUAAUUUGCAAAAAUUUGAUAGCAACUGAAAUUAAAUAGACUUAUGAAUCAUCAAAAGACUCAAAAAUAAGUUUUAUUUGA